Molecule: messenger RNA, 1212 nt
Organism: Podarcis raffonei (Aeolian wall lizard)
Lineage: Eukaryota; Metazoa; Chordata; Lepidosauria; Squamata; Lacertidae
Product: zinc finger protein 239-like
Exons: 3
Coding region: 799-1161 (120 amino acids)
Biological process (GO): central nervous system development; regulation of transcription by RNA polymerase II
Cellular component (GO): nucleus
Molecular function (GO): DNA-binding transcription factor activity, RNA polymerase II-specific; RNA polymerase II cis-regulatory region sequence-specific DNA binding
Source: RefSeq, a predicted model, not a curated record
GAGGGGGUUGCCCCUCCAGCAGAUAUCAUGCACAUGCAGCCCACUACCAAAAUCAGCACCAUCACUUUUGUGACUUUUCUGAUUUGUCCCCACAAUCAUCCCAGUUUCUUCCUACCUAUUCAAAGGGCCUUUGUUGCACAAUACCAAAUGUAAGAAGUCACUGAUAAAUGUCUCUAUGUACUGGCUCACUGGGGUAACUUCAGAAAUUCAUAUAUGCAUGUGAGCUCAUAUACUCAGCAGCCCCUCUGCCUGAGUGAUAAUCCCUGGCAUCCUGGUACCUGAGUGCCAGACAGGUAGCCAUGACAGAAAUAACAAACCCAGAUGAAGACAAAAGGGUGGGAUUAACUUGGCUGGGAAACAGGUCAGGGAGGACAAUGGAUGGCUGGCUGGGGGUGGGGCAAAGGCCAAAGAAAAGAGGCCGACCCCUUUGUCCAAGCCCCUUUUGGUUUUCUUCCUUCCAGGAUCAGGAUCCUCAGGAGCGUGUGCUGGCAGCCGGAUUAAGGGCCUGCCUUCACCUGCAGCAGAAUUCCCCAACCCACCAAGGAUUUGAGACCCUUCAGGUAUACUCAACUGGUUUAGCCGGCCGGUUGAAGCUGUUCCUGGGAUUGUGGCCCCUGUUCCAUGCUGACAGCUUCUGGAAGCCACAGUUCUCUUCCUUGAAACGCAAACAGGAUUUCCGUUCCUCCCACUCUGAAGAAGGAGAUGGAGAAGACAGUCAGAACUCCAGGGGAUGGGUCACCUUUGGUUUCAUUAGGAAUAGAAAUUAAAAUGUGUGAAAUGUGGAAUAUGCGUCAUUGAAUGAGCACACAUAGUUCACAUCAACGACCUCCAACAGGGGAGAAACCACUUAAAAUUAUGGAGUGUGGGAAAAGUUUCAGUCGGAGUGGACACCUAAAUAUGCAUCAAUGGACACACACAGGGGAGAAACCAUAUAAAUGUAUGGAGUGUGGAAAGAGCUUCAGUAAGAGUGGACACCUCAAUAUGCAUCAACGGACUCACACAGGGGAGAAACCAUUUAAAUGUAUGGAGUGUGGAAAGAGCUUCAGUCGAAGUGGAAGCCUUAGAAGACAUCAACGGACUCACAGAGGGGAGAAACCAUAUAAAUGUAUGAAGUGCGGAAAGAGCUUCAGUCGGAAUGGAGACCUUAAAUUACACCAGUGAAUUCACACAGGGGAGAAACCAUUUAAAUGCAUGGAGUGCGGAAAGUGCUUC